Messenger RNA from Siniperca chuatsi (mandarin fish), 795 nucleotides. Its product is annotated as protein S100-P-like. Gene Ontology annotation, molecular function: transition metal ion binding; calcium ion binding. Gene Ontology annotation, cellular component: extracellular exosome; cytoplasm. Bases 412 to 690 code for a protein of 92 amino acids. The record is from RefSeq and is a predicted model, not a curated record. Gene Ontology annotation, biological process: endothelial cell migration. The transcript has 2 exons. NCBI's taxonomy places the organism in Eukaryota, Metazoa, Chordata, Actinopteri, Centrarchiformes, Sinipercidae.
GCUCUACCCUUAAGCCACAGGCAACGCACAAUAAAUUCAUUAUGAUUUACUUUGUCUCGAAUUAAACAAAUCACAGAAUCUAUUGCCUUUGGGGUUUAGUUAAUGAAAAUACCUCCCCUUAAAUCAAUAAGGAAAUGACUAAAGCUCCUUAUGGUCUAUGAGGUAAUAUGUACACUGGGCAUUGUAGGACUGACGUUGUGUUGACACGGUUGGAACCACCACCUAUAUCAAACAGCCGGUAUUACCUGACCUUUUGAACCGUGUUUUAUCACUGGUCCCAAACCCAUUUUUUCAGAUGGUAUAAAAAGAGUGGCCUCUCUCUUCCAGUUCUGACACAUCUACUGCUCUGUCGACUGGUGUUGGUCUUCGAUUUUCCUCUUUACCUUAUUAACCACCUCUUAAGCAGCAACCAUGACCCAGCUAGAGACAGCCAUGGCCAUCCUGAUGAAGACCUUUGAUACAUAUGCUGCUGGUGAGGGCAGUAAAGACUCCCUAAGCAAAGCCGAGGUCAAGACUUUGCUUGAGAGGGAGCUGCCUGGGCUGCUCAAGGCAGCGAAGAACCAAGAUGAGGUUGACAAGCUCCUGAAAGGUCUGGAUUUUAACGGAGACUCUGAGGUCGACUUCAACGAAUUUGUUGUGCUGAUAGCUGCUCUUACCUGCGCCUGCCACAACCGCUGUCCCAAGAAGUGAGCAGGGUGACUGCACCUUGGGGUGGGGCCAAAUAGCGCCAUCAAGGCGAAUCCCUGUUGUGACCGUUUUCUGUAACAACCGAAUAAAAUGAUUUAUUUACCUGUA